AAGGAUCAACAUCAUUCCCACAUUUGAUUUUGUGGGUGGAUAAAGGUCCUCGCGGGAGACGCCUACGACGAUAGAAAAAUUCGCUGAAAGAGACUUAUUCGCGAAGAACUAUUUAAUUUCGAAAUUUAUUGUUGAACGUACGCGGCGUUCGCGAGAAUUAGUGAGACAUACAAAAUGGCCGACAUGGACUGCAUUAUCGGGAAAUGGAAGAUGGUCAGCAGCGAGAACUUUGACGACUACAUGAAAGCGUUGGGAGUUGGAAUAGUUCUUCGGAAUUUGGCGAACGUCGCGACGCCGACUAUCGAAUUCUCCAAGGGAGACGACGACACGUGGACUAUGACGACAUCUGCGACAUUCCGAACAGUGGAGAUUAAGUUCAAGUUGAACGAAGAGUUCGAAGAGGUCACUGGUGAUGGAAGAAAGUGUGCGACGACUUUCUCAUUCGAAAACGGAGUUUUGACGCAGAAACAAGUGGGAAAAGACGGCUCGAAAAACAGCGAACUCAUCAGAACAUUCAAAGGCGACGACCUGACAACGGUAAUU
Messenger RNA from Notodromas monacha, 543 nucleotides. The record is from the annotation of a GenBank genome assembly. Lineage: Eukaryota; Metazoa; Arthropoda; Ostracoda; Podocopida; Cyprididae.